GCAACAGAAGGUUGGAUGGAGCAAGGAGCCACAGUCAGUUGGCUAUGGGAACAGUUUAGGCACAACAGCGCAACAGGAGAGGAAGGUCCUCAGCUGAACACCUGUGUUGCUGCGCAGCUCAGAGCAUGAGGUGCCUGGAUCGGUUCCUGGAUCCAGAGAAGAAAAUGUCAAAUCCAGCUACACAUGGGCAAGCAUCCUAAUCUCCAGGGAAAUGGCCACUCUCUUCCGUACCUUCUUCCUCGGUUCCCUGAUGCCACUUUUGGUUUCAGGUAUGCUACUGCCAGCACCUCAGAAUAUCACAAUCUUGUCCACAAACAUGAAGCAUUUUCUGGUUUGGAGUCCGCUCACAGUGCCCGGAGAAGCUGUAAAAUACUCCGUCGAGUUUCAAGGAGAAUAUGAGAGGGACUAUGCAAACGACAGCUGGAUCCCCAUCGGAGAGUGCACUGAUAUCAGCGCCACCCAGUGUGACAUCACAGAAGAUAUCUCGGCCACUGUGCCGUACAAUCUACGGGUCCGGGCAGCUCAGGGGACAGAAGUCUCACGCUGGGCCACUCUCAAUGGGCUUUUCAAUCGUGUCACCACAUCCCUCAUUCCACCUAUGCUGACUGUCAUGGCUGAUGGGUAUCACUUGCUCGUGGAACUAGAGCACCUGGGACCUGCUUUUGAAUUCUUAGUACUCUACUGGAGGAAGGGCCAGGAAAACCAGGUAUAUGAAAAAGUCGUGAGAGACAGCAAUACCACUGUGCACUUGGAGACCAUGGAAGCUGGGGCCGAGUACUGUGUCAAAGCACAAACCUACGUGGAGGCAAUCAACCGCAGCAGCAAUUUUAGCCAGGUGCAAUGUGUGAAGGCCGCAGACAGCAAAGCCUUUUCGGUGAUAUUUGCUCCAAUUUUCUUCAUUGCCUUUGUGCUGGCUGUUUUUAUUCUUUUCUUACUGGCCUGGAAAACCUGCCAAGUCUGCCAGUAUUCCUGUUGCCCAAAUGAGGGCCUUCCAGACACUUUGAAACUCACAGAAUCAUCUGCCGGGAUACUGAACUACAGGGGAGAGGAAGCCGAGAAAUGUGACAUGUCUGUGCACGUGCAGCCCCCGGAAGAGCUGCUUCGCUUUUGGAUUCACGAUGCGCUUUAACAUCCCACUUGAAGACACAGCCUGUGAAACGAGGCUGAAGAUCCUACUCUCCUAACCACAUGGAGCUAUGCAGCUUCCCUUUCUUGAGGAACAUGUGAGACCAAGAUAGGAAAUCUAGGAUAAGCUUUCUUCAAAAGGAAAGCACUGUGUAAGCAGCCAUGGAUCCCAUGCUCCAGAUAUGGCAAGGAGGCUAGGAGACAAUCCAUCCAUGGUGCCCAAGAACCAGAGCCCAGCUCAUGAGUAAAACAGAUGGAGACAGCA
Molecule: messenger RNA, 1390 nt
Organism: Heteronotia binoei (common prickly gecko)
Lineage: Eukaryota; Metazoa; Chordata; Lepidosauria; Squamata; Gekkonidae
Gene: IL20RB
Product: interleukin 20 receptor subunit beta
Exons: 7
Coding region: 212-1129 (305 amino acids)
Molecular function (GO): interleukin-20 binding
Source: RefSeq, a predicted model, not a curated record